Setaria italica (foxtail millet) is the source of this 2021-nucleotide messenger RNA. RefSeq names its product cingulin. The transcript is spliced from 3 exons. Bases 102 to 1703 code for a protein of 533 amino acids. NCBI's taxonomy places the organism in Eukaryota, Viridiplantae, Streptophyta, Magnoliopsida, Poales, Poaceae. The record is from RefSeq and is a predicted model, not a curated record.
UGCCGUUUCCCGCACGGCCAGCGCCAGUCUGCUGCCUGCACGACUGCACCGCUGCUUGCAGACGCACACGCUCACCAGCUUCUCCCGGGGUUGCGCCGGCGAUGGACCUGCAGCCGAUGCAGCCGCCUCCCAGUUCCAGGGCGAGAUCCAGGUCCUGGGGAGCCGGUUCCUGGGCCACGGCCCCGCCUCUGUCUCCCAGGCAGCAGAUGAAGCCUCGGCACGAGCGCAGCAGGUCCACCACGCCCACGUACUCGCCACCCGUCCCCUCCUCCCAGUCCCAGAGUCUCGGCGAUAGCGGCGGCAUGACGGAGCAGGCGCCGGUGACGACUCCGCAAGAGGACGAGCUCUGUCGUCCCGCGACGGAGACGGAAACGGAGGGGAAGGCGGCGCGCCCGGCGGGGCAACAGCUGGCGGAGCGGCAGGUGAGCGACGGCGCCGACGCGGGAAUGGAGCGGGUGGUGCGGCGCCUGGAGCGGGAGGUGGCGGCGGCGAAGCAGACGGAGAUGAAGAUGCUCGAGUCGCUGGUGCGGCAGACCAAGGAGCUGGAGCAGGCCAAGAUCGCGCUCGAGGAGGCCAGGCUCGAGGUCGAUGCGCUGCGCCAGCAGCAGCAAGGCGCCGCGGCGGCCGGCCCGGCCCCGCCGGCGCAGCAGCAGCAGUGGAGCGUCAUGGACCUCAUGUUCGGCGGCGUCGACGAGGAGCUCAACGGCCUCCGGGCCAGGCUCCGGGCCUCGUCGCAGGCCGAGGAGCGGAGCCGGAAGGCGGCCGACGACCUGACCGCCGCGCUGUCCGCGGUCACCAUGGAGGCCAAGCAGGUCAAGGCCUGGCUCUCCGACGCGCAGGCCGAGCUGGAGGCCGCCAACGCCGAGGCCGACCGGCUCCGUGGCCUGCUGCUGGCCGCCGAGGCGGAGCUCUGGUCGGCCACGGAGCAGGCGGACGCGAUCACCACUGAGUGGAAGGACGCCGCGGCGGGGUGGCGCGCCAGGGAGAAGGCGCUGGUGGCGCGCGCCCGCGCCGCCGAGGAGGAGGCCGCCGCGGCGAGGCGGGAGAACGCCGACCUCGCCGGAGCGCGCCGGGCGCUCGACGACGAGAACGACGGCCUGCGCCGCGCGCUGGAGCGCGCCGCCGAGGACGCCAGCACCGCCACGGAGGCGCUCGAGCUCGUCAGCGGCGAGAACGCCGGCCUGCGGGAGGCCGCCGACGAGAAGGAGCGCGACCUGGAGGACUUGCGGCGGGAGAACGGGACCCUCAGGGCCGGCGAGGCCGCGGCGCGGGAGCGCGCCAAGGAGCUCGAAGCCCAGCUGCUCGCGGCGGCGACAGCAACCGACGGCAGCGCCGCGAUCGGGAAGGCGGCGGUGGAGAUCCCGCUGGUGGAGAAGUGGAGGCGCGAGGCCGCGCAGGGGAAGCUGGGCGCGGCGGCGUUCCUGGACCACGGGAGGGUGCUCCCGGGCCGCCGGGACCGGAUGUUCGCGUCGCUGAGCAACCUCGCAGAGCUCAAGUCGGCGGCGGCCGCGGCGGCCAUGGACGACUACGACUACGAGUUCGACCACCUGUACGUGGGCCACCAGUACGCCGGCGGCGGCGCCACGGAGCACGCCAUGAAGCACAGGAAGCGGCGGUCGAUCCUGCGCAAGUUCGGGGACCUCUUCCGGAGGAGGAGCCUGUACAAGCCCGACCCCGCGCCGGUGCUCCACAAUCACUACUAGAACAGCAUAGAUACUACUAGAUCGUAGAUGCUCGCGAGAUCGGUGCUUGCAGCAAGGUAGCCUCCUUUGAAUGAUGAUACGCACGCAUACAGAAUAAGUGAGUGAAGGAGUGUGUCGUCGUCAUCAAGGUUCUUCAGUAAUCAGUACGCCCAUCUGCUGAAAGCCUGAAGCUCUAAUCGUGGCACCGUUCUGUUUCUUAAGGAUAGGUAGGCAUGGUAGGCUCUGCAUCUGCAGCAGAUCGAUGUAGCGGGAGUUGGAGGAGAUGAUGAUGUCAGCUAUGCGUGUCCCUUACUUAAACUUCUUCCCUUUUUGGUUGAA